Messenger RNA from Olea europaea var. sylvestris, 2178 nucleotides. RefSeq names its product vacuolar protein sorting-associated protein 9A-like. Lineage: Eukaryota; Viridiplantae; Streptophyta; Magnoliopsida; Lamiales; Oleaceae. Gene Ontology annotation, molecular function: guanyl-nucleotide exchange factor activity; small GTPase binding. Gene Ontology annotation, biological process: vesicle-mediated transport. Bases 329 to 1819 code for a protein of 496 amino acids. The record is from RefSeq and is a predicted model, not a curated record. The transcript is spliced from 5 exons. Gene Ontology annotation, cellular component: endocytic vesicle; cytosol.
AAAAAUAAAAGCGUGCCCAUCGUAGCGGGCCGUUGCCAUCCCGACCCAUCCUCACUUCUGGCCACUUUCGGCAUAGCAGUUCCCCACCCACCAUCUGUAUGUUUUCGGCCAUGGCCAUGAGAGCGGCAAAAUCCUGAUCUGCCUUUUUUAUUAAAUCCCAGAUGUUCAAAUUUUUUCUGCCAUUUCUCUUCUUCUAUAGGAAUUUCAAUAAAUUUUGUAUACCUAUGGUCCUAUAGAUGCAUUUAAUUACAUAAAUUCUAAUCACAUCCACCUGAAAGCACCUAAUUUUACCAAUCGCAUCCUUCGAUUGGAUCGCCGUCGGAUAGUAAUGGAGAAUUCCGACGUCUUUGGAUCAUCGACGGCCACUCCGACUUGGCAGUACUUCCUCGAACGCAUGCGCCACCCCUCCGCAUCUGAUUUCGUCAAAGCCAUCAAAAGUUUUAUAGUGUCAUUUUUUAACAAUACGCCGGAUGCGGAAAGGGACAGCACAGCUGUGCAGGAGUUCCUUGGGAAUAUGGAAGCGGCAUUUAGAUCACACUCCCUUUGGGCUGGAUGUUCGGAGGAGGAGUUAGAGAGUGCUGGUGAAGGACUGGAAAAAUAUGUCAUGACAAAGUUAUUUACACGUGUAUUUGCUGUAAUUCCGGAAGAUGUGGAGGCUGACAAGCAACUUCAUGAGAAGAUGGCUUUGAUUCAACAAUUCAUUCGGCCAGAAAACUUGGAUAUCAAGCCAACCUUUCAAAAUGAAACAUCAUGGUUGCUUGCACAGAAAGAGCUACAAAAAAUCAAUAUGUACAAGGCACCAAGAGAUAAACUUGUCUGCAUUCUCAAUUGUUGCAAGGUUAUCAAUAACCUACUGAUCAAUGCCUCCAUUGCAGCCAGUGAAGAUCAUCCAGGAGCAGAUGAAUUUCUCCCUGUUCUCAUAUAUGUCACCAUAAAGGCAAACCCUCCACAGCUGCAUUCCAACUUAUCCUAUAUACAACGGUACAGGCAACAAAAUCGUUUGGUGGCAGAAUCAGCCUACUUUUUCACAAACAUGCUUUCUGUGGAGUCUUUUAUUAUGAAUAUCACUGCACAAGCCCUUUCAAUGGACGAAAGCGAGUUUGAAAAGAACAUGGAAUCUGCUCGAGCACUGCUUUAUGACCUUUCUGAAAGUUCUGACAAUUCACCAGGCCAAUCUGAUCAAAGAAUUGGUCAUGCUCCCAUGUCACAGGCGGUGGAUCCCAAACAUCCUAUGAAUUCUUGGAAGCACCAGAGCUCAACAGUGUCGGGUCAGUCCUCAGUCGACUCAUCUGAAAUGAAAUCCAAUAACAGGGAAUCAAACUCUAAAGAUCAGUUAUCUUUGAAUAAAAUUCCAUCUAUCUUGGAUCUGGAGAACAAAGGUGCUACCAUGCUUAUGAAGGAAGAUGAAGUAAACCAUGUCUUUAGGGAUUUCCCGUACUUGUAUUCACAGGCUGGUGAUCUGACAGUUUCCAACGUAGAAGACCUGCUAGACAAUUACAAGCAACUUGUAUUCAAGUAUGUGUGUCUUGCCAAAGGACUGGGUGUUGGAACUUCGUCUCCUGCAGUUGCAGGCACGCAAGGUCAAAUGGAUGAUCAGACUGAAAUUGUGCAGGAAUUAGAAAACAGCGGGGAAGGGAAGUCAAAUGAUGAUAUGUCCAAGGACCUUUCUAAAUUAUCUUUUGAUGUAGAUGAAGUAUCACACUUCGAGUCGGAAAAUUCUGAAUCGAAGUUACCAGAAGAUAAUUCGGAGUCGAAACUGCCGGAAGCAGCAGAUGUUCAAACUUUAGGUGAAGAAGAGGACCAGAAUCAUCAUACAUGAUUCUCUUGAUAACCUCAUAUAAAAUUAUAUUUGAUAUGUUUGGAAAGGUAGACUGGACAGAGUAGAAAAAAGAAAUUAAAAUUCUAUUUAUUAAAAUGUCUAGUCCAGUAUUUGUAUCAAACAUGUCCAGUAAUGCUUCGACGGGGCUCUCAAUUGUACUUUUAGUCUGUUUUUAAUAUGUUCACAAGAGGAUGUAUUUUUCUUUCCAGGAAGUAGUAUAAAAAGCUCUGUAAACAGUGUAAUGAGAGGAAAAGGUUGAGAAAAUAUGAGUAAUCUGUAGGGAUGACAAAAUGUUACUGCCGAAGGGACCUUUUUAUUUAGGCUCCCAUUUGUAUCCAAAUUCUACUGUUUUUUGUUUA